Messenger RNA from Kalmanozyma brasiliensis GHG001, 1470 nucleotides. Its product is annotated as protein of unknown function DUF262. NCBI's taxonomy places the organism in Eukaryota, Fungi, Basidiomycota, Ustilaginomycetes, Ustilaginales. The transcript has 2 exons. The coding region runs from base 1 to 1470 and encodes 489 amino acids. The record is from RefSeq and is a predicted model, not a curated record.
AUGUCGGUCAAACCAGAGGGCGACGAGCUCGACGAGCUAUUCGACUACCGCCCUGCUGUCGAGUCAGAGUCGGACCUGUCCGACGACGAUGAUGGCGAAUAUGGCAAGACGAAGUCACCGACACGCCGUCCUAAGAAGACAGCAUCGUCGAGAGUGCUCGACCUGGGUCACAUCCUCAAGGCACCUCGCGCAGCACAAUGGUCAACGAAGACGGUCCACGAGAUGGUGGACUCCGACAUCAUCGAUCUGGAACCCGAGUACCAGCGAGGUGUUGUCUGGACUGCCGAAAAACAGUCCGCGGUCAUCGAAUCGAUAAUGCGACACUACUACGUGCCGCCGGUUCUGCUAUCCGUACAGAAGGAGGAGAACCCGGGCGAUGAGACGAGGUACGUCUGCAUCGAUGGAAAGCAGCGUAUCUCGUCGGUUUGCGCGUUCCUCAACAACGAGAUUCCGGUCAAGGAGCCGGGGACGAGUCGCAAGUUCUGGUACAAGGAGGACCUGUCGGAGGGCAAGACGCCCGCGCUCAACCCUGCUCAGCGCCGUCGCUUCGAGAACGAGCAGCUCACGAUCGUCGAGUUCGAUGGUCUGGACGAGGAGACCGAGCGCGACAUGUUCAGUCGUGUCCAGAUGGGCGUCACCUUGUCUUCGGCAGAGAAGCUGGGUGCUCACUUGGGCAAAUGGCCGGACUUCAUCCGCCAAAUGGUCAAACGAUUCAUUGAUCCGACCCCCUCGCUAGUGCACGACGAUGACGGUAACGCCAUGCUGAUCGUCUCGCGAGGGAAAGACUAUCUCUACAUGGCGCAGAUCGCGUUGCUCAUUUAUCAUGCCGACCUCACCUCCUACGUGCCUACGGCGCACGGCAUCGAUUCGUUCCUGAAGCAGCAUGCCAAGAGCGAACCUCCUCGCCCUCUCAAGCAAAAGAUGCAACAGACUCUCGAACGAUAUGUCGCCUUAGCCAACCACAAGCGAUACGGGGCUUGCAUCAAGCCCGAAACCAAGCUCAAGAGCAAUGGACAGCCGCAGAAGAAGCCCCUUGCUCCCGCCGAGUUCGUAUACAUCGCCUUUAUGAUCUUCAAGUUUCCGGAUGCGACCAUCUCCCAACUGUUCCGACUCGUCCAAGGCCUCAAGCAAGAAGUGCGCUCACAGUUCAAAGACGUCAUGUUCAACAAUAACGUCUCGACGGUUAUGCGACGCUACAUCAACGCGGCCAAGGUCACGCCGGACGCGGAAUCCAAUCGGGCCUCGCAGCAGAACAACACGAGUCCGCGCAACAAGCGUCCGCGUCAAGCUUCGAGCGACAGCGACGAGGAUGGCGACCAGCCCCUGUCCGGUCGACGCAGAGCCGCCAACGGCACCAUCACCGCUGGGCUGGAGCUCAAUCCGGACGCAGGCCUCUUUCGUGGCGAGGGCAGCGUCGGCUCCUCCCAAAACCCGCUCACCAACAUGUCCCCCGCUCCUCCCCGUCGUUAA